Orcinus orca (killer whale) is the source of this 3594-nucleotide messenger RNA. It is a transcript of the gene GPR61, whose product is annotated as G protein-coupled receptor 61. Gene Ontology annotation, biological process: G protein-coupled receptor signaling pathway. The record is from RefSeq and is a predicted model, not a curated record. Bases 791 to 2146 code for a protein of 451 amino acids. NCBI's taxonomy places the organism in Eukaryota, Metazoa, Chordata, Mammalia, Artiodactyla, Delphinidae. Gene Ontology annotation, cellular component: endosome; plasma membrane; signaling receptor complex. Gene Ontology annotation, molecular function: G protein-coupled receptor activity. The transcript is spliced from 3 exons.
CUGCCGGCUGCCUCUCACUGAUCACUGCAGUGGUUCAGGCUUCAGCAGCCUUGGAGAAGCAUCAGCUGAGAGGAGCUAUCACAUGGGAGCCGGGAGCUGCUCAGCAAAGCCACUGUGGAGGGCACCAUCAAACACAGUAUGGCACAGUGGGCUGGAGUACUGGCUCGGGAGCCAGGCCUCCUGGGUGCGUACCUGGACCUUGCUACUUACUAACUGUGUGACCUUUGAUGCCUUUAUGAGGAAACUGAAGUUCAGAAGAGUUAGUAGCUCCCAGACCUAGGACUAGAAACCUGAUCUCGUGCUCCUUCUCCUCGACAGCUGCUGCCAUUCUGAGGAGACAAGAAAUCAGGAAAUUUACAUAAGCAACCUUAAAACUGGGCACUAUCCCAGAGCUCAGCAGGACCCUGGGAAAGGGAGACAGAGGAUUUAGAGUCCCUGGAUAACAGUUCUUGAAAGGGGAGAAGGGUGUGGAGAAGAGAGGAAAGCAGCAGGAGACCACUCAGAAGACGGAGUGUUGAGUGGGUGAGGCUCCUGCAUCUCUCACGCUCCUGCUUUCUUGCAGUCACCAAGGUGGACCCGGAGCUGCCUCCUGAGCCCUCAGUCCCCGGCCUUGAGGGCUGGCAACAAGAGCCUGCCCGAGAGGCUCCAGCAGGAGGCGCUCUCUCCCCACCCCAACCCGCACACACAAAAUUGGGAAGCCUGGGCCUGGGCUCGCCAUCCCAGGGUCACUGGACUAGGAUGGGGGAUGGGCCUGUGACAGGAGGUGCCCUGGGUGUCCUCUUUCGGCCCCAUGGAGUCCUCCCCCAUCCCCCCGUCAUCAGGGAACUCUUCCACUCUGGGGAGGGUCCCUCAAACCCCAGGUCCCUCUACUGCCAGUGGGGUCCCGGAGGUAGGGCUGCGGGACGUGGCUUCAGAAUCUGUGGCCCUCUUCUUCAUGCUCCUGCUGGACUUGACCGCUGUGGCUGGCAAUGCUGCUGUGAUGGCUGUUAUCGCCAAGACACCCGCCCUUCGAAAGUUUGUCUUUGUCUUCCACCUCUGCCUGGUGGACCUGCUGGCUGCCCUGACCCUCAUGCCCCUGGCCAUGCUCUCCAGCUCCGCCCUCUUUGACCGUGACCUCUUUGGGGAGGUUGCCUGCCGCCUCUACUUGUUCCUGAGCGUAUGCUUUGUUAGCCUGGCCAUUCUCUCGGUGUCGGCCAUCAACGUGGAGCGCUACUAUUAUGUGGUCCACCCCAUGCGCUACGAGGUGCGCAUGACGCUGGGGCUGGUGGCCUCUGUUCUGGUGGGUGUGUGGGUAAAGGCCUUGGCCAUGGCUUCUGUGCCGGUGUUGGGAAGGGUCUCCCUGGAGGAGGGAGCUCCCCGUGUUCCCCCAGGCUGCUCACUCCAAUGGAGCCACAGUGCCUACUGCCAGCUUUUUGUGGUGGUCUUUGCUGUCCUUUACUUCUUGUUGCCCCUGCUCCUCAUCCUAGUGGUCUACUGCAGCAUGUUCCGAGUAGCCCGAGUGGCUGCCAUGCAGCACGGACCGCUGCCCACGUGGAUGGAGAACCCCCGGCAACGCUCCGAGUCUCUCAGCAGCCGCUCCACCAUGGUCACCAGCUCGGGGGCCCCCCAGACCACCCCGCACCGGACGUUUGGGGGAGGGAAGGCAGCAGUGGUCCUCCUGGCUGUAGGGGGACAGUUCCUGCUCUGUUGGUUGCCCUACUUUUCUUUUCACCUCUACGUCGCCCUGAGUGCUCAGCCCAUUUUGACCGGGCAGGUCGAGAAUGUGGUGACCUGGAUUGGCUACUUCUGCUUCACUUCCAACCCUUUCUUCUAUGGAUGUCUCAAUCGGCAGAUCCGGGGGGAGCUGAGCAAGCAGUUUGUCUGCUUCUUCAAGCAGGCGCCGGAGGAGGAGCUGAGGCUGCCUAGCCGGGAGGGCUCCAUUGAGGAGAACUUCCUGCAGUUUCUUCAGGGCACUGGCUGUCCCACGGAGUCCUGGGUUUCCCGACCUGUACCCAGCCCCAAGCAGGAGCCGCCUGCUGUUGACUUUCGAAUCCCCGGCCAGAUAGCUGAGGAGACCUCUGAGUUCCUGGAGCAACAACUCACCAGCGACAUCAUCGUGUCGGACAGCUACCUCCGUCCUGCCCCCUCACCACGACUGGAGUCCUGAUGGGCUGCUGGACACUUGGAGGGAGAUGGGGCUGGGGGCCGGUUAGGACCGCAAGGAACUCCUUGUGGGAUCACCUUUUCCCAGCUAGCUGGGGCUGGGGGUCUCUGCACACAGCUUUCGCUUAGUGUUUUCUGGGUCAGGAACAGAGCCAACUGGAUGGAUAUGCGGCAAAAGCCUUGGACAUGGCUGUGAGCCUUGACAACUGGGGGAGGGAACCUGGUGAGAUGGUGACGAGAAUAAAGGGUCAAGAAGGUGAGAUGAUGCCUCUCAACCAAUGAACUUUCCAUGACUCAGGAAGCAGGGAAACUAUAAGGGUAGGAGUUGGAAGAUAUAGGGCAGCAGACCAGGCUUGGAGUUAUUCUGGGGACCCUUUAGGACCUUUCAUUUUUCAGUGUAAUUGUCCAGGGAAGAAAUUGCACUCAAGCAAGGUAAGAAAAUGACCCAUGUCUUCUCAUUUCCUUGCUAGGUUUAAAAACAACUAAAUUACAGCCAAGUGUUUCCUUUGAGUUAAUAGAUUUUUUUUUCUAGUUUUAAACCUGAGGUUUCCUUAAAGCGAGAGGACCAGCUGGGUAUAUUCCUUUCUUGAGUUUGGCCAAGCAAGGGGAAAUAGCAAUCAGGGAACACAGAGUAGAAUAGAGGACAGCUGACUGCAGCUCUCUCUCUCCCACCCUCCAGGAACAGCCGUUCUGUUGUAUUUUUCAGUUUCUCUUUUGGACAUGGGAGAUCAAGUUUGGGGCUUGAUCUUAAAAGAGGCAAGAAUAAAGCAGGAUGGUUUUUCUCUUUGUCUUUUAGGAUGAAGAAGUGGAAAGAUUGGGGGUUGGAUGGCUGAAGGUGGGGGUUAGCAUUUGAAUCGCUAAGGUGGUUGGAUACAGAGAGGCCUGUAGUAACCCAGACCAAUAAUACUGUAAAUCUUUUUUUUCCAGAGCUGGCCUCCCUGAUCUCUCUCCUCAUGGCAGUGACCCAUCGCCAGCCCUCUGGACAAUCGGGUACAAGAGACUAAGGUUGGGAAUGGGAAAGGUGGGGUUUCCAUGGUUCAUUAAAUGCCUCCCUACUCCCAUUCAUCGCUCUCAAAAUUAGCUUCAGUGACAAAGACUUAAAUCUCUCUCCUAUCUGCAGCCCUGGGUUGGAGAGGGGGCACGGUAGUUGGGCUCAGCUGUUCACUGAUUGAGACUGUAGGAACUGUGUUGGGUGGUCUUGGUGGUGGUAUAUUCAAGGGAGGGGGAAUAAUCGCAAACUGGACAGGACACCCAUCUAGGACUACCCGUCCGUCCACUUCCCUCAAUUCAAUCAGGUCACAUUAGAGAGUUGAGGCAGGACCACAUGGUGGUGUGAUCUGUAUUUGAACAAAUUCCUGGCUUGACUGAGCAUCAAAGAGGAAGAUGGCUUGGUGGGAGUGGGACAGUUUCCCCUCUGAACAGUUAAUAAAUAAUUUUUAUUAUAAAAAGUUA